GGGGAGCGCCCGCGGCCGCCCGCUCCCGCCCCCGUGCCGCCCGCGCGCAACAGUUCCCCCAAAGUUGCAGCUCGGGAGGCGGGCGCGCCCGGGCGGCCGAGGGGCGGGCAGCCGGCCGAGGACGCGGCCCAGCGCCGAGAGUCCCAGCGGGCGGCGGCGGCAGCAUGGGCACCCGGCAGACCAAGGGCAGCCUGGCGGAGAGAGCCAGCCCCGGCGCGGCGCCCGGACCCCGCCGCGAACGGCCCGACUUCUGGGCGUCGCUGCUGCUGCGCGCCGGGGACAAGGCGGGGCGAGCGGGCGCCGGCGCGGGGCUGCCCCCCUACCACCGGCGCGUGGGCAUGGUCCAGGAGCUGCUGCGGAUGGUGCGCCAGGGCCGGCGGGUGGAGGCGGGGACGCUGCUGCAGCACCUGCGCCAGGACCUGGGCAUGGAGUCGACCUCACUGGAUGACGUUCUGUAUCGCUAUGCCAGUUUCCGGAACUUGGUGGACCCCAUCACUCACGACCUCAUCAUCAGCCUGGCACGCUACAUCCACUGCCCCAAGCCGGUAGGGGUCUGCAAUCCAGUUCCCGGGGAAGGCGAUGCACUAGGCGCCAUGGAGAAGCUGUGCCGCCAGCUGACAUACCACCUCAGCCCCCAUUCCCAGUGGAGGCGACACCGGGGGCUGGUGAAGAGGAAGCCACAGGCCUGCCUCAAGGCUGUCCUGGCCGGGAGCCCUCCGGACAACACGGUGGACCUGUCAGGCAUCCCACUGACCUCCCGUGACCUGGAACGGGUGACCAGCUAUCUGCAGCGCUGUGGGGAACAGGUGGACAGCGUGGAGCUGGGCUUCACAGGCCUCACGGACGACAUGGUCCUGCAGCUGCUGCCAGCACUCAGCACCCUGCCCCGCCUCACCACACUGGCACUCAACGGCAACCGACUGACACGGGCCCUGCUACGGGACCUCACAGACACCCUUAAGGACCCCAGCAAGUUCCCCAAUGUCACAUGGAUCGACCUUGGCAACAAUGUGGACAUCUUCUCUUUGCCCCAGCCCUUUCUGCUCAGCCUACGCAAGCGGUCCCCGAAGCAGGGACACCUACCCACUAUCCUGGAGCUGGGCGAGGGCCCAGGCAGUGGGGAAGAGGCCAGGGAAGGGACAGUGGACCAGGAGGACCCUGGAGGGGGUCCUGUGGCCUUGGCCAAAGACCACCAUGAGGUCAAGGAGACUAUAGCAGCAUUAGAGACAUGACAUGGAAGGGGCCUUACCAGGGAGCCCUCAUGGGGUAGAGAUGGUCAAGGCAGGCCAGGGGCUCCUGUCAGGAGGCUCAGGCUAUUGCCAAAAUUGGCCUGGCCAACCCUAUCACAAAAGGCAGGCCACAGCACCUGGGAAAGGGGCCUUUUACUUCUUGUUCCUCUCUAUCUGCCCCCUAUAAAUCACACUACCUGCGUUUUGGCUCCUAUGAAGUCAUCCCUGGCUCGAAGCUCCAGACACCCCUCCCAAGUCAGCCCUUGGCCUCCCCCCCCGAAGGCUUAUGGGAACAGGCAUAUUGUAUGCUGAGUGCCAGCAGGUUGAGCUCAUGAGAAUGCUUUCCCCCAGUACAGCUGAGGCCCUAAAGUAACCCAGAUGUUCCCAUUCUGGGUCACUUGUUUUAUCUAGGGGAGUGACUCCAGCCAAAUGCUGAAGGUACCACACUCUAGGAGGAUGCAAUUUUUACCAAAACUCCUAGCUGAAAAACCUAGGGGGAGAAGCCUAGUUCCAUGUAUGCUAACGGACUGAAAGGAAGUGGUCUACCUCCUUCCUUAUGGAGCCUUGGACUCCAUGGAACUUGUCUCAACCUCUACUUCCCCUGAGUGCUGUCCCCACCCCUCCCCCACGAUUCUACACACCUUCCCCGAGGGCUACCUAUCACAACUAUAUCCUUCAAUACAUCAGCACCAAGUGGCAGUGACUAAGGCACACAAGGUGCCUGUGCACAGGCAUGCACGUGAAGGCCCAUUCAGCCAGGCCUUCAUGUGGGAUCCAGUAUCUCUGGCAUGUGAAGGCCAAGGUACUUGCCAUCAACCCUUUCUUUGAGAGUAUUUCUAAAAACCUACUACAGAAGGCUCUUAAAAACCCACCAAGUUGAAUCCACAUUCUCAGCAGGCCCAAACAAAAUCAGUCACCUGGAAGCUCCCAGGAGAGCCUAAUUGAGCAAAGAUUUUUCAGCUUACCUGAUCCCCUUACUCAAUCACUUCUGCUGAAAGAAUCCCACCUAGAAAAAACAGACAACCCCUAGUCCCAGGUCUCUUCAGAGAAACAGUCAUUCAUGAACCAGAAAACAGUAUGAGUAAGCACUGCCUGAUGGGCCUCAAGCCAGGCAGGCAGCAAGAUGGGGCCUUGCAUACUGUUAAGGGUUUUGGCUACAAAGUAAUUUAAAUGGUGAAGGAGAUUGGACAAAGCUAUGCAAAGGGACAGUACUCAAGAGGCAGCAGGGAUUAGAACCCUUUG
Molecule: messenger RNA, 2471 nt
Organism: Nycticebus coucang (slow loris)
Lineage: Eukaryota; Metazoa; Chordata; Mammalia; Primates; Lorisidae
Gene: LRRC75A
Product: leucine rich repeat containing 75A
Exons: 4
Coding region: 165-1232 (355 amino acids)
Source: RefSeq, a predicted model, not a curated record